Myodes glareolus (Bank vole) is the source of this 1008-nucleotide messenger RNA. RefSeq names its product homeobox protein MSX-3. The record is from RefSeq and is a predicted model, not a curated record. Gene Ontology annotation, biological process: embryonic morphogenesis; regulation of transcription by RNA polymerase II. Gene Ontology annotation, cellular component: nucleus. Gene Ontology annotation, molecular function: DNA-binding transcription factor activity, RNA polymerase II-specific; RNA polymerase II transcription regulatory region sequence-specific DNA binding. Lineage: Eukaryota; Metazoa; Chordata; Mammalia; Rodentia; Cricetidae.
AAAAAACCGUCGCUGCGUCCCGCGAGUACCAACCGGGCGGCUAACCCUGCACCCACCAUCCCAUGCAUGGCCCAGGCAACACUCGACAUGAACACGGAGGGGCUCGGAGCACGCGGAGGGGGCCACAUAGGGCACGGACCACUCCCUUUCAGCGUCGAGUCACUACUGGAAGCUGAGCGCGAACGGGACUCCGAGCCUGGGGAGCUGGGGGAGGAGAGGCCGCCGGGUGCCUCGAAGCCCGGAGCCUGGCCCCCACCGGUCACGCACACGUGCCCCCCACGUGCCCCCAGCCCUCCACCCUGCACCCUUCGCAAACACAAAAACAACCGCAAGCCACGGACGCCCUUCACCACCGCGCAGCUGCUGGCGCUUGAGCGCAAGUUUCACCAGAAGCAGUACUUGUCCAUUGCUGAGCGCGCCGAGUUCUCCAGUAGCUUGAGCCUCACUGAGACUCAGGUCAAGAUCUGGUUUCAGAACCGCCGAGCCAAGGCCAAGCGGCUGCAGGAGGCUGAGCUGGAGAAGCUGAAGCUGGCAGCCAAGCCGGUACUGCCGGCGUUUGGCCUGCCAUUUCCGCUGGGCACUCAGCUGCACAGUUCCGCGGCUACGUUCGGCGGAGGUGCGGUUCCUGGGAUCCUCGCCGGGCCCGUCGCGGCUUAUGGCAUGUACUAUCUGUCUUAGCCCGUGGAACCAAGUCCUAUUCUCUUGGGCUCAGGCCUGCGCCACAACUCAGCUGCUGAUGCUCCUGGUGAUUUCUGAACCUUAGGUAUCCCUUUGAUUUUAGUUUUUCGUUUUUUACUGUUCAUACGAUGUUAUAUUUGAUGACUGGAGCCUAUCUGUAGGCAUCUUACAAAUACUUUAAACCUUCCUAAAAUCAUGUUCACACUAAUCUGUUUUCUGAAAGACAGUGAACACAGCUUCAUACAGUCGCUGAAAUGGACAAAAGUAGAACUCUCUACUUCGUACAAAGCUGCACCGAAGACUUUAGAGGCUCUUUUGGACUGGCAUAAA